UAUAUAUAUAACGAGGAGCUAAGAAAUAAGAGAAAAAAACUAAAGGAAAAGAAAAAAAGAGUUAAAAAAAGAGUGAAAGAGAGAAGAUAAAUAACUCCCACAAGGACAUAAUGACAAGCGAGUAGGAGAAAGAAGUAGAAACAUUGAAAAUGAUAUCGAUAAGUGUAAAUAAUAAGAAUAUUAAAAGUAAAGUGAGAAUAAAUCGAGGAAUAAUGACAUCGAAAAGAGGAGAUUUUAAAAAGAUAGGUUGUAAGGGUAUGUGGAAUAUUAUAUAGUCAGGUUGGUCUGUCUGAUCCAGAAUAAAGGAUCUGUAAGAAGAGUGAGCUGAGAGACAACAAUGGGUGCAUUGCAGCGAAUCUUCGAAUCGGCGUUCUUUGUGUUACUCGUACGAUUUCCUUACUAGUGCAAAUGUCGUUGAAGAAGUCCGAACGUGUACUCACUUAGAAUUAUUCAUCUGUCACAAAGAAAGAAAGAUACAGAGAGAGAAAGAGAGAGAAAGAGAAAGGAAAGAAGGAAAAGGAUAAAGAAUAAUCUACGUUCAGAUGAGCACAUAAAACGUUCCAUUUAUUUGUUUGGGAAAUGCGGUGUACUUCGUGUUAAGUUUAUGCUGUGAAUUAUUGGCAGUUGGUCGGUUUUCUAUGGAAGAAAGAAACAUCUUGAUCUAAGGAAAACGAUCAUGGCCAUUUCGCGAAUAUUGCUAAAUAAAUUCUAUCUUGUUUCUAUUUUUUUUUUUCAUGAUAACACAUGUCGAGUUUCGCGUUUUUUAAUUUGCCAAUUUAGUAGACCGUCGAUCGAUCGAUCUUUUCAUUGAAAUGUAAAACAAUUGUUAUGUUGAUACAAAAUUUGCGCGUGAAAAGAAAAUAUGAAUUUGUAUGUGUAUGUGUGUGUGUGUGUGUGAUGAUGAUGAUGAUGAUGAUGAUGAUGAUGAUAGUUAGUGACGACAGUAAGUGACAAAUAAAAUGACGGCUAACUCUUUGUAAAUUCAGUGUUUAUCUAAUUUCACUUCUACCCAAUUAAAUAUUUUGGACAGUAGUGACCUAUCACGUGCUUUAAAAAACGCGUGCCAAAUACAGAGACUUCCAUAGAUGCAUAAUAUUCAUCUGAAAGAUACAUAACAUAAUCCAAACUCCAUUAUGGACGCACUACGUCUAGCUGUACAGACACGGCUAGGGGAGAGGAUGGUCAGCAUGAGCUCCAUGCUUGUAGAAACAGUUAGUAUAAAUUAUGAAGAUUUUAAUGAGAGUUUCUUAACAUGUGGGACAUGUUUAUGUGUUUAUGAUGGUGGAGAACAUACUCCAAAACUAUUACCAUGCUCUCACACAGUAUGUUUACAUUGUUUAACAAGAAUUGCUGCAUCACAAACAAGAGAAACUGGAGCAUUUCGAUGUCCAAUUUGUAGGGAAUUAAUAACUAUCCCUCGUGGAGGAGUUCCUGCGUUACCCCCUAGUUUUCUCGUCAAUCAACUUCUUGACCUCAUGUCGAGACAAAGACGAGAGGUUAUCCCAAAGUGUUCAGUACAUAUAAAUCAAGAAUUACUAUUCUGUGAAACUUGUGAUACAGUUUUUUGUACAAUAUGUACAAGUGGUACACACGCAGGUACAUCACCAGGCUGUACAGAACAUACAAUUAUUCCUUUUAGCAUUGCAAUAAAACGAAUGUCUGAAAUACUAUUGUAUAAAGCAAAUGAAUGUAUAUCUAAGUUGACACAGGCUCAAGAUUCUGUGAGCACAGAACUUCAACGUUUAGAUGCUGCCAUGGAAAGAUGUUUACAUGCCGUUGAUGCCGAAUUUACGGACAUUAUUUCUAAAGUAGAAAAACGUCGUGUGGAAUUACAAGCUGCUGUUAGUGCUGCUGUUAGAGAUAAAAAACGGGUACUCGAAGAACAACAUGCCGCAAUAGAAGCGGAAAAAAAUAAAGUUGAAAGAGAAUGUGAAGGAUUGCAAUAUCAAAUCGAAGUUCAAAAUAUAACGCAACGAAUUGGAAGUUUAUCCGAUCAACUUGAUGCAGCUAUAGCACUUAGUGAACCAAGAGAGAAUGCUUUUAUCACAUUUGAAUUUAAUCAUAAUAAUGCAUCUUUUGAACUAGAGAAGGCUCUUAAUGACUUAGGAAGAAUACGCUCCAGUACAACAUUACCUGGUUUGUGUAGAGCUAGACUUAAAGAUCCAGCAAUAGUUAAACUGCAAGGAGUUGUUGUAGUUGAAACAGUUGAUUAUCAUGGUCAUCCGCGUAAUGUUGGAGGAGAUCCUAUUGGAGCAGAAUUAAUGCUAACAGAUAAUAUUCAAUCAGAUAAUCAAAGUCAAUCAAUUGAAACUGAAGUUAAAGACUUGGAUAAUGGUACUUACGAAGUACUAUUUAGGCCACCAUAUGCUAGUCGUUACAUUUUAAAAUUAUCCGUAUUUGAGAGACCUAUUAAAGAUUAUCCAUUGUUCUUUGAUGCCACGGAACAUAAUGAGCCAGUUAGAGUCUAUGGAAGAAGAGGAAAUGGUGAAAAUGAAUUUCAUCAGCCAGUCGGAGUUGCAAUAGAUGAUAAUAGAAAUGUUUAUAUUUUAGAUACUGGCAAUUCAAGAAUCAAGGUACUAGAUAGUGAUUUAGAAUUUCAAAGACACAUAAAUAAUGAAGGCUUAGAAGGACGUAGUUGUACAGGAAUCGCCAUAUCUCAGCAAGGUCUUGUAGUUGUUAAUUGGAGGACACGAAGAAUCACAGAAAUGAGUACACUAGGUGAUACAAUUCGAUCUUUCUCCCAUAAUACCUUUCAAGAACCAAUUGAUAUAGCAGUAGAUAGAAGUUAUGGGCAUAUACUUGUUGCUGAUAAUGGACAAAGUUGUGUUUUUGUAUUUGAUUCUGAUGGUAAAAUACUAUUUCAGGUUGGAAAAAGGGGCACCUUUAAAUUAAUUAAUUCUGUAACUGUUGGUCCUGCUGGAGAAAUUUUAGUUGCUGACAGUCGAAUUCAAGUAUUUUCUGCCAAGGGUGAUUUCUCUGAAGAAAUAUAUGCUGAAGGAAAAAAUAGAGGCAUAUAUGGUGGUAUUACAGUAGAUGCAGAAGGCAAAAUACUUGCUACUCGUACAGAUAAAGGUCGAAGCAUCAUUCAAGUCUUAAAGCUGGGAGGAGGUAAUAUUUUAACUGAAAUUGAUUCUCAUAGUUCAAAAUUACGACGUCCAUCAGGCAUUGCGGUACUAGCAGACAAUCAUUUAGUCGUGGUUGACUUGGGUAACGAUUGCAUAAAAAAAUAUAGAUAUUGGUAAAACUUGUUCUUAAUUAACAAAUUUCACUUCACGACUGAAUAAAAUUAUAAAUAUGCCAAAUGUUCUACAGUUUUAUUAGUUUCUAGUUUAAUAGCUUUUAAAAUUCUAAUGUUAAUCAUAUAAUGACAGUUUUGAUACGAUUUUAUAAUUUAGUCUGCUUUGUAAAUAAUUAUAUAAGACGAGUCUAAUGGUCGAAUCUAUAUAUAUUUAAUUUGUAACUUAAUUCAGAUUUUAUUGACUUGCUAUGAUAAAUUUUCUACUAAUAUCUUACGAAAUGUAACAUAUUAAUUUUGAG
Messenger RNA from Polistes canadensis, 3537 nucleotides. Its product is annotated as tripartite motif-containing protein 2-like. Bases 1134 to 3242 code for a protein of 702 amino acids. The transcript has 11 exons. Gene Ontology annotation, biological process: negative regulation of translation; protein polyubiquitination; proteasome-mediated ubiquitin-dependent protein catabolic process. The record is from RefSeq and is a predicted model, not a curated record. Gene Ontology annotation, molecular function: zinc ion binding; translation repressor activity; ubiquitin protein ligase activity. NCBI's taxonomy places the organism in Eukaryota, Metazoa, Arthropoda, Insecta, Hymenoptera, Vespidae.